Molecule: messenger RNA, 393 nt
Organism: Entrophospora sp. SA101
Lineage: Eukaryota; Fungi; Glomeromycota; Glomeromycetes; Entrophosporales; Entrophosporaceae
Source: the annotation of a GenBank genome assembly
AUGCCUGAAUGUUACAUUGACUUGAUGAAGAAGUGUUGGUCAUCAGAUCCAAAGUUACGUCCAACAUUUCGUGAAUUGGUAAGCGUUCUUGAAAACUGGCAUUUAUAUAAAAAAGAUUCGGAAGCAUUUGAGAAGUCGGAAAAAAUAAGAAUAAAAAUACUGAAACAUAAAGGAUACGAUACAACUCCAGACAAAUUGGUUGAACCAACAAAAGUACAUCCACAAGCAAUUUAUGCUAGCAGAAAAUUAAAAUUUCCAAUCUUGCACAAAUCGUUACCAGGUCAUUCGAAUGCUGCAGCAGGAGGAGAAGAAAAUCAUCAACAACCAAAAACGAUAGAUUUAGAAUCAUUGUUAAUACGCGACCAAAGUUAUUUUUCUAUAAUGGUAAAAUAG